Sphaerodactylus townsendi is the source of this 3648-nucleotide messenger RNA. It is a transcript of the gene DUS4L, whose product is annotated as dihydrouridine synthase 4 like. The record is from RefSeq and is a predicted model, not a curated record. Lineage: Eukaryota; Metazoa; Chordata; Lepidosauria; Squamata; Sphaerodactylidae. Gene Ontology annotation, biological process: tRNA processing. The transcript is spliced from 7 exons. Gene Ontology annotation, molecular function: tRNA dihydrouridine synthase activity; flavin adenine dinucleotide binding. Bases 245 to 1237 code for a protein of 330 amino acids.
UAGUGGCCAACCAGAGAACUGAUUAGCUCUUAAUGCAAAAGCGGACUAUAUCACCACAGAGAUGCUAAGGGAUCACUACGGAUUUUCACCGCAGAGAGGCACCAUGGACUUCCUGUUUUUGACCGGAUAUUCGGGCCCUGGAACACUCUAGCCCAGUUCUUAAUGAUUUUUCUUUGCUUGUGUUUACCUUCUUGCUACGGGAGGCCGAAAGGUCCAGAAAGGAGAAAUCGCGUUCCCGGAAUGGAUGAUGGAGCCGCAUGAUUUCAUUUGGACCAAUAAUCUAUACAAGACUGGUAAGUCUGGACAUGCCCCACAAUAUGAGCUCAGAAGUCCUGUCGACUUGUUUCAGUCUGGGAAGAUUGUAAAAAUAUGUGCUCCUAUGGUUAGAUACUCAAAACUGGCUUUUAGAACUUUAGUCAGGAAAUAUAACUGUGACCUCUGCUACACUCCAAUGAUAAUAGCCGCUGAUUUUGUCAGGUCUGUGAAAGCAAGGCACAGCGAAUUCACAACACAUCAGGGUGAUCACCCUCUGAUUGUUCAGUUUGCCGCAAAAGAAGCUCAGGUUUUAGCAGAUGCUGCCUGUAUCAUCAGUCCUUUUGCAGACGGCAUCGAUAUAAACUGCGGCUGUCCACAGAGAUGGGCUAUGGCAGAGGGUUAUGGUGCUUGCUUAAUAAACAGACCAGAAGCAAUGCAGGAGAUGGUGAAACAAGUAAGAAAUCAAGUGGAAAAUCCUAUGUUUUCAGUAUCUGUAAAGAUAAGGAUUCACAAUGACCUACAGAGAACUGUAGAUCUCUGUCAAAAAGCUGAAGCAGCCGGAGUAUCCUGGAUUACCGUUCAUGGGAGAAAUGUAGACGAGAGGCACCAGCCAGUUCACUAUGAUGCAAUUAAAAUAAUCAAGCAAAGUGUAUCUGUACCAGUUGUUGCUAAUGGGGACAUGAAAUCUUUAAAAGAUGUGGAGAACGUUCAUCAAAUAACAAGAACAGACGGUGUCAUGGUUGCAAGGGGACUGUUGGCUAAUCCAGCCAUGUUUGCGGGAUAUGAAGAAACUCCUCUAAAGUGUAUCCAAGACUGGAUUAAUAUUGCUCUCGAACAUGGGACUCCUUUUACAUGCUUUCAUCACCAUUUGAUGUACAUGAUGGAAAGAAUUACUUCAAAGCAAGAAAAGAAAAUUUUUAAUGUUUUAUCAAGCACAUCUGCUGUUGUAGACUAUCUUAGAGAAAACUAUGGACUGCAAUGACAUUUUUUAACUUGCGUGAUAAUUGUACUUUUGUUCUAAAAUACUUUUCUUAGAGCAUGUGCAUGUGUGUAUAUAUGUGUGUGUGUACGUACAUACAUACAUACAUACAUACAUACAUACAUACAUACAUACAUACAUACAUACAUACAUACAUACAUACAUGAAAUUUCAAAUUUCUCUGCUCAGGAUAUUUUGAACAUUUGUAUUCACAAAGUUUAACACAUUCUUAAUUGCGGUGCUGUAACAAGAACUAGUAUUGGACAUACCAAUCAUUAAUUUAUUAGUCACAGUCCAGCAAAAUAAAACAUACAUUAGUAGUGUUGGACAUGGCUAAUAGUUCAGUUCACAGAGCGUGCGGAGUAUUGUGGGUGUGCCAACACAAAUGCACCAGCGGAGAGGAUAAUAUUCUGGUGACGGGGCACUGUGCACCUCUGCGGCACUGAACACAAAAGUUGCCACAUGCACUGGCAUCCCUCCACCGCAGGAGCCCACACGAGCAUGUGUGGAGGCAUUCCAGGGGUGUUUCUGGGGAUGGAGCCAACUUUAUUCAGUUUCCACAGGGCUUUCAGCCUAAGAAAUGCCUCUGCCUUCUGAUGACUUGCACCACCAAAAAGUGUAGCACAGCCCAUUGGGCUGCAUAGGAGAUUUUCAGGUUGGCUUGGGAGUUCUGUAGUUUUACAUGUCCUGAAAUCGACUGGUUCCAGAUAUCUACAAGUAUAGGAAGUAGGUCACCAGCUACCUUUUUUACACAGUCUGCAUUCAUUUCAAUGGGGCAUGGAUAAGAUAGAUUGGUACCUGUGAAUUGAUCAGAAUCUUUUCUUUGUGGACAUUCCUACUGGACACAGGUAAAAUCCAUGAGAUUCUGUAGAAAAGAUAUUUGCAGUUCAUAUUAACAAAGCAUGCUUAGUAUUCCAAUUGAAUUUAAAGUGUUUCCUAAAAGAGAAAAGUGUUUCCUAAAAGAGGAAAGUGUUUCCUAAAAGAGGAAAAAAGUAUUGGGGGUUCCAUGUCCACAGCUUCCAGCAAUUUUUAAAACUAAAGUUGUAGAUGUGCAAUGGUCAGAUUUGAAGGAGGACCAUAGAAGAUUUUUAAAUAACUGGAUUAACUGUAGCUUUGUACUGGUGGCAAUUUCUUUUUAAAAUGUGGUAUCUAAACUGUAAACGUGUAUGACAGAUCAAAAAUUGGAAACUGAUCAAAUUCAUGUUUGUGAAACUGACAUUUCAUGUUCCUUUGUGAAAAAUGCCUCUUAAUAUAAGGAUUAGUCUGAAGGUAUUUUUGCAUGUAUCAUGAGAGGCAGCGGCAUCCCGUUGAAAAAAGAAUUUUAAAGGCCUGCUAGUGCUUUACUGAAAUAUAAUUGUUUAAAGAACAACAUUUUUGAUACCUGAAAAAUCAGUUCAAUUCAGUGUUCCAGAAAACUACAGCAUUAACUCUUAGUCAGAAUUGUUUAUUCUGAAGAUACAGUCCCCAAAAUAAAAAAUAACCUUCAGGUAAAUAUCAAAAUUUGUAUCAAAGAAAAAAAAACAAAUUAUUGACAGAUCCAUUAGUUUCAAUGAAACAAAUGGUUUACAUUGCUUUGAGAAUUUUCCAUUGUUAUUAAAUAAAACAUAUUGAAUAUUUUAAACAAGAGACCUAAUUGUGAUGGGCAGUGUUGCUUUGAAAACUUUCAAUUCUAACUUCCUUCUCCUUCCAAUGUUUAAUGAAGUUGGAUUUUUUCUAUUUUAGCAAGUGCAAGAGAGAUUUUAUUUCACGUAAUCCUACAUGGCAUUGGGGCAGUUGCAAGUUUGGGAAGGAGCAUGACAUACUGUCUGUGUGAUAGGAAUUUUACUAGCAUUGAAAGCAUUUGUGUUGUUUGUGUCCCCAUGUACUCCAUUGUUCUGCAAUAUUUUACAGCUUCUUGAGCCAUGCUCCACAAUAUUUCAGAGUUUCCAGAUAUUACCAAGUUGUUUCUUCUCACAAUAUUUUCCAAACAAGAGCAAACUGCAGAAACACUUGCUGUGAAAUGUGAGAGAAAUCAAAUUCAAGAGAUUCUUGUGGGAGCCUGUUCUGAACCUGCAAAUGCCAGGGGAUGAAAGUUUCCUGAUUUUAUAAAGGUAUGUAAACAACAACUAUGCUGGAUGGAAUCCAGAAUAAUAGCUGUUGCAGUUCUGAGUCAGUCCCCCUGGCAUCUGAGUCAUCACAUGCCAGUGAUGAGCACAUAACCAACACUGAAAGAAAUGUCUUUGCAUACACCCACACUUCACACUUGUACCAGGUAUCUAGCUUGUGGGCUGCAUGGGCCCAUGCUUGCACUCAUCAGUCAUAUAGAUAGAUAUGAAACUCUUGUAUGUGUGAGCUGCAGGAAUCAUUUUGUACUUAAAGGGGCCAUGCAGAUGUGCCUCAACAGAAUCCUGACCCUAUCUGUGAACCACUGUUAA